Messenger RNA from Tricharina praecox, 2077 nucleotides. RefSeq names its product adenylate cyclase associated N terminal-domain-containing protein. The record is from RefSeq and is a predicted model, not a curated record. Gene Ontology annotation, cellular component: cytoplasm. Gene Ontology annotation, molecular function: actin binding; adenylate cyclase binding. Lineage: Eukaryota; Fungi; Ascomycota; Pezizomycetes; Pezizales; Pyronemataceae. Gene Ontology annotation, biological process: cytoskeleton organization; regulation of adenylate cyclase activity. The transcript is spliced from 4 exons. The coding region runs from base 364 to 1947 and encodes 527 amino acids.
UGUUGAAGAUUGUGAGGCUGGGCACUGUGCGUUGGUGCCGGACUGUUGAUUUGUGCGGUGCGGGCUAGGGUUGCGGACCUAAUCUCUGUCAACGACUAAAUGUGGUUAGUUUAUCGCUAUCAUUCGAAAUAUAGAUAAUUGAGUGAGAAAAGCCGUGUGGAGCAUCUCAAUGUUACUUAAAUUCGAGCGGGGUAGAGUUUGGGGGGCGAUGUGUAUUAUAUUGUUUCGUGAUGUCGAGCUGGAGAUCUAGAUGGCGGGGGUGCUCUAUUCCGCCCAUACCUCACCGCAGCUCAGGAGAAGCUCACAUCAUCGCCCGCUCGCCCACCCUGCACCGCAAUCUCCCUAAGCUCCAAACUCGCCCGGAUGGCUCAGCCAAAUCAGAUGAACAACCUCACGACACUGAUCAAACGGCUUGAAGCCGCGACUUCACGUCUGGAGGAUCUAGCCACGGUAGCUCCACCGGGCAGCAGCGCUUCCUCCGCCAUCGUUCCGGCGCCAGUACCAUCAGCAGCAUCAGCUGGAUUGAUUUCCUCCCUGCCCGCCUCAGCUUCCGCGGCUGCCGCUCCUCUGCCCCUGCCGGAGGAGCUGCCGGCUUCGGUUGAAGAUUUCAAUGAGAUCAUCGAUGGCGAGGUCGCGAAGUACGUCAAGCUCAGCAAAGGUCUCGGAGGGUUGAUCGAGGAGCAGAGCAGAGCUGUCGAAGAAUGUUUCUCCGAGCAACGCAAAUUCCUAAUAAUCACGACGAAAGCGAAGAAGCCCGAAGCGUCCUCUAAACUCUUCAUGGAUCUCCUGUCCGGAAUGCAAGUGGAGAUGACAAAGGUCACCAACAUCCGCGAGAACCACCGCGCAUCCCCGUUUCUUAACCAUCUGUCUACCGUCAGCGAGGGAAUCCCUUCGCUCGCAUGGGUCACCUAUGAUACCAAGCCCGCGAAGUUCAUCAAUGAGAUGGUCGGCGCGGCAAGAUUCUACGGUGAUCGCGUGCUUAGGGAGUACAAGGAGAAGAGUCCCGAAAUGGUCGAAUGGGUCCGAUCCUACUACGCCGUCCUCACAGCACUGGAAGAGUAUGUGAAGAGGCACCACCCGAUGGGUGUAACCUGGAACGCGAAGGGCAUCGAUGCGGGUGAAGCUCUCGCGGCCAGCAAAACCGCCACCGCAGCACCCAGCUUCGUUCCCAGCGGCCCACCACCUCCACCCCCGCCCCCGGGCCCGCCACCAAUCCUGUCUCUCGACGGCCCUCCAACCCCCGCCCCCUCGGGCGGUGACAUUGGCAGCGUCUUCGAUGAGCUCAACCGCGGCUCCGCCGUGACCGCCGGCCUCAAAAAGGUCGACAAAUCCCAGAUGACCCACAAGAACCCCGACCUGCGCGUGUCAUCCACCGUUCCUGCGCGUCGCGACUCUUCCGGCAGUCUCCGCGGUAAAUCCCCGGCGCCGCCUACACGAGCCAAACCUGCGUCCCUCACCAAGAAGAAGCCCGGCAAGCUCGAGCUCGAAGGAAACAAGUGGAUUGUCGAGUACUUCGAGAACGAGCAGGGCCUGGUCAUCUCCGAGACGGAACUGAACCAAUCCGUGUUCCUCUUCCGCUGCAAAAACACCACGGUCCAGAUCAAGGGGAAGGUCAACACCAUCACCAUGAACGAAUGCAGCAAGACGAACGUCGUCGCCGACGCCCUCGUCUCCGGCAUCGACGUGAUCAAAUCCAACUCCUUCGCCAUCCAGGUCCUGCAAAAGAUCCCAACCGUACAACUCGACCAGUGCGAUGGCGGCACCAUCUACGUCUCGGAGGAGAGCAUGGAUGUCGAGGUUUUCACGAGCAAGACGAGUAGUGUCAAUGUUUACAUCCCCGGCGCUGGCGAUGACGGGGAUUAUGCGGAGCGUGCGGUGCCCGAACAGCUCAGACAUACCAUCAGGAAUGGGCAGUUGGUUAGUGAGAUCGUAGAGCACUCGGGCUAGCUAGUCGGUGUGCGUGUAAUGUUGGGAUGGACGGGUAGAUGAAUUGAGUAGACCGCAAUUGAGCGUUUGCUAUGCAUGUUUGCAUGUUCACUUUGUGGAUAUUGAUAUUGAUGCCAUACCAUAAUCUUAU